Messenger RNA from Zingiber officinale, 1179 nucleotides. Its product is annotated as cytochrome b-c1 complex subunit Rieske-4, mitochondrial-like. The transcript is spliced from 2 exons. Gene Ontology annotation, biological process: mitochondrial electron transport, ubiquinol to cytochrome c. The coding region runs from base 45 to 920 and encodes 291 amino acids. NCBI's taxonomy places the organism in Eukaryota, Viridiplantae, Streptophyta, Magnoliopsida, Zingiberales, Zingiberaceae. Gene Ontology annotation, cellular component: membrane. Gene Ontology annotation, molecular function: 2 iron, 2 sulfur cluster binding; quinol-cytochrome-c reductase activity. The record is from RefSeq and is a predicted model, not a curated record.
AUCGUUGCUCCUGAGGCGCACUAUAUUACAGAAAGCAUUAGUAUAUGCUACCUCGUCGUCCCUUUUCUUCUCUGAUCGAAACCCUAGAAAUCGCCAUUUCUCGGACGAUGUUGAGGCUCGCAGGACGAAGGCUCUCUGAGCUCUCAUGCCGGCCGACGUCGGCCGCCUCCGCCUUCUUCUCGCGCAAUCCUAUACAUGGAGCUGUGGAUCCAUCCCCAGCCGACGAUUGCCUCUCUCGUUUCGCCUAUCAAUCGCCUAUUGUUGGGUCCAUCAGAGGAUUUGCUUCCGAUCCACUUAUCCCUAGGCAUCAAGAUUUGGGUUUAGUGGAUCUUCCUGCUACUGUGGCUGCUCUGAAGAAUCCAAGCUCAAAGAUCGUUUACGAUGAAUACAACCAUGAGCGUUAUGCACCAGGUGAUCCAAGCAAACGAGCAUUUGCAUACUUUGUGUUGACCGGUGGGAGAUUUGUCUAUGCUUCAUUGCUUCGUCUCUUGAUUCUCAAGCUUGUGUUGAGCAUGUCUCCUAGCAAAGACGUGCUUGCUUUGGCUUCCUUGGAAGUUGAUCUCUCCAACAUAGAACCAGGGUCUACAGUGACUGUGAAGUGGCGUGGGAAGCCGGUUUUCAUUAGACGUCGUACAGAGAAAGAUAUCAAACUGGCCAACACCGUUGAUGUGUCAUCUCUUCGCGAUCCUCAGGAGGAUGCAGAUAGAGUUAAGAACCCUGAGUGGCUAAUUGUGGUUGGUGUCUGCACUCAUCUUGGUUGCAUCCCACUGCCUAAUGCUGGGGAUUUUGGCGGCUGGUUCUGUCCAUGCCACGGUUCCCAUUAUGAUAUCUCAGGUAGGAUUCGGAAGGGUCCAGCACCAUUCAACCUAGAAGUACCUCAGUAUACCUUCUUGGAGGAAAACAAGUUGCUUAUCGGUUGACCCUGAGUUUUUAUCUACACUCUUCCCCAAAAUAUUUUGGUUGAUGAAUGUUUACUGCUUGAUCUCCUGGCAGUUGGAUUCAAAUAAUUCUGUUUCCCUUGGAAAUUUGGUGUGUAUUGAAACAACCUUAAGUAGUAUUUCACCAUCUUGUUUCAGUCAGCAAAAUCUGGAUGAAUGCUGUUGAAUUGACUCUUGUUUUUUAUCUACCUGGUUAACAUGCUACCCCGUUGAUAUCAUCAAAAGGAUUGAUCAUUUACUA